UUCGUCGGUUUAGAUUCUUACAUCCACCGAUAAAGGAGGGGAAAAGAAACCGAAAACAACGUGGGCCUUAUCGAAAUGGUGUCAUCCGAAAAGGGUAGCCAGAGCCGUCGUUUUCCCGCCCCCAUGAUUAUAAAUACCUUUCCUGCCCGCCAUUCGUCCAAGCACCAUCCCUCUAACGAACUUACUAAUUAAUCACCACUGCUCACCCCAUCUUUCUAUUUCAACUUUUGAAGCGCAAAACCCAACCCGCAAAGUCGCCACUGAUUCGACAGUUUGUAAGGCCAAAGAAGAAUUCUUGACAAUGGGGAGUGAAGUUCUGUCUCUAUCAAUUUUACCGGGGCCUGAAUUUGCUGGGAAAGAUGAGAAUUUGAGGGAUCUUGGUUCUGGAGAUCACGGGUGCAAACAUUACAGUAGGAGAUGCAAGAUUAGAGCCCCAUGUUGUAAUGAGAUCUUUAAUUGCAGGCAUUGUCAUAACGAAGCUAAGAACUCUCUGGAGGUUGAUCCCCUUCAUAGGCAUGACCUUCCUCGGCAUGAAGUUAAAACUGUUAUAUGUUCCCUGUGUGGCACAGAACAAAAUGUUCAACAAAUAUGCCAAAGUUGUGGGGUUUGCAUGGGCAAAUACUUUUGUCAGAAGUGCAAAUUCUUUGAUGAUGAUGUCUCCAAGAAACAAUACCACUGUCAUGAAUGUGGGAUAUGCAGAACUGGAGGCAAAGAAAACUUCUUUCAUUGUAACAAGUGUGGAUGUUGCUACUCAAAAUGGAUUAAGGAUGCACAUAAUUGUGUUGAAAGGGCAAUGCACCACAACUGUCCAGUCUGUCUUGAGUAUUUAUUUGAUACAACAAAAGAUAUAACUGUUUUACCGUGCGGGCACACGAUACAUUUGGACUGCGUGCAAAAGAUGGAGCAUCACAGCCGGUACUCAUGUCCCGUGUGCUCAAAAUCCAUCUGUGAUCUGUCAAACUUGUGGAGAAUGAUCGACCAAGAAGUUGAUGCAACUCAAAUGCCUGAGAUGUAUAAGGACAAGAUGGUGUGGAUCCUCUGCAAUGACUGUGGUGCAAUUGCUGAAGUGCAUUUUCACAUUUUGGCACACAAAUGCUUAAGAUGCAAGUCUUAUAACACUAGACAGAUCCAAGGAGGCCCUGCAUCUUCGUGCUCAUCAUCCUCUGGCCAUAGAAUUGCCGAGGCAGUCAGAUGACACUUCUGGUUUAGACAAGGCAGCUUUAAGAUGAUACCGGUGGCUCCAUCCAUAGAUACGGCUAGAAAAGUAGUAGUACCCCAAAGAACUUUUGGGGGAUCAAGGAAAUAAUGUAUCUAAGCUAGAACUUAUGCAGGUUCUAAAGGAAUAAUUGAUUAAUUGGUUCAAGAAGUUUGUCAGUCUUGUAAGGGGUAGCUGGGCAGAGAACCUAGCUAACCAGCUGAUGUUUCAAUUCCUGGAUGCCAUUUCUUUGAAAGUUGAUUUAUCAUUUCUUUUC
Coffea eugenioides is the source of this 1472-nucleotide messenger RNA. Its product is annotated as E3 ubiquitin-protein ligase RZFP34-like. The record is from RefSeq and is a predicted model, not a curated record. Gene Ontology annotation, cellular component: nucleus. The transcript is spliced from 13 exons. NCBI's taxonomy places the organism in Eukaryota, Viridiplantae, Streptophyta, Magnoliopsida, Gentianales, Rubiaceae. Gene Ontology annotation, molecular function: zinc ion binding; ubiquitin protein ligase activity. The coding region runs from base 302 to 1195 and encodes 297 amino acids. Gene Ontology annotation, biological process: ubiquitin-dependent protein catabolic process; protein ubiquitination.